This is a messenger RNA of Raphanus sativus (radish), 698 nucleotides long. RefSeq lists its product as uncharacterized. The transcript has a single exon. Lineage: Eukaryota; Viridiplantae; Streptophyta; Magnoliopsida; Brassicales; Brassicaceae. Bases 37 to 546 code for a protein of 169 amino acids. The record is from RefSeq and is a predicted model, not a curated record.
AAAAGGAAAUAAAACAUUAGAAGAAGAAGAAAGAAGAUGAGAGCUCUCAUGUGCUCACACCACACACCACCGUUAUCAUUUCUCUCAAGAACCAUUCCCAAAAGCAAACCUCAAGAUCCAAAAACCCUAAUCCCUAGAAACAACAAGAUCAGAUAUGAAUCUAGGGUCCACGCGAGCCCUAAGGGAUUUCAACCUUCUAAAAACUCUGAAAAACCUGGUAAGUCAGCCCCGGACCCGGAAGACGACCCGCCGAUACCUCAAGAAGUGUUCGAGAGGAUGAUGGGGAGGAUCGUGGUAUCGGUGGGGACACCACUGGGCUUGGGAGUGGCAAUCUUGAAGUUGCUUGAUGUUUUGAAGGAUAGAAACGUCUGGGACGUGCCUUUGUGGGUUCCAUUCUUGACUACGCUCGUGACCUUUGGUGCGUCGGCUCUUGGGAUAGCGUACGGGAGCUUGUCCACAAACUUGGACCCGACCAAGACUAACUCUCUUUUCGGACUCGACGAGGCAAAGGAGAAUUGGGUAGAGAUGUGGAAAGAAGAUCAGUAAUGUUGAUCUUUCUGCCUCUUGGCAUGUGUGAGUACAUAAGUUAAUUCAUAUCCCUCCGUUUUUGUUUGAUAUUCUUUUUUCAUUUUAACCAAGUAUGGAACACUUUUUUAUUUUAGUACGAAGAGAAAUAACCAAAAUGUCUACUGUAUUUG